Molecule: messenger RNA, 2049 nt
Organism: Talaromyces stipitatus ATCC 10500
Lineage: Eukaryota; Fungi; Ascomycota; Eurotiomycetes; Eurotiales; Trichocomaceae
Exons: 3
Coding region: 1-2049 (682 amino acids)
Biological process (GO): DNA-templated transcription
Molecular function (GO): DNA binding; zinc ion binding
Source: RefSeq, a predicted model, not a curated record
AUGAGCGGCCACGUUGCUCAGUCUGCAUUAAUCAGAAUCGGGAGUGCGCCUACCUUUGCCCAGAUUGAGAAGUUACAGGGUGAAAUUGCAAGGUUCAAAGCCUUCAUAUCGUUCCUCAAACAGUCUUCGACACAGGCGCGGGCCAAGCUUCUGGAAGAAACAGAAAUUAAUGGCAGCCAGGUUUCGAUCCCAGACUGGUCGAAGACGAAAGUGAGGCCCAAUGCAAGCGAAGAAGCACUAGGCUCAUUGCAACCGCCCUCGGUAAGCCCGAGGAGCGCAAGCGAUUCAUCGGAUGACGAAAACGACGUCGCGCCCUUCGUCUCUCUGGACGACACCGGAAAUCCGAGCACGUUUGGGCUAUCGUCCGCAUUCCAUUGUCCGGCAAGCAAAGAACAAGCUCUUUCACGGUUGCCUCACCCAGUAACACCGGAUUACGCCAGGCAUGAGCUAGUUGCAAAUGCAGCAUUGCAACGGCAACGUGAGUACAAUAUUGCUCAGCUACCCGAUAUUGACGGAGUGCCUACAGAACUUGCCAUGCAUUUGCUAGACCUUCACUGGACCAGGCAGCAUCACACCUUCCUUCUCACUUACAGACCGGCUAUAAUGGCCAAUUUGCUUCAGGAGAACGGCCCGUAUUGCUCUAAAUUCCUGUUGAACGCAAUUUUUGCAUGCUCGAGUAAGUUCUCCCAGCGUCUAGAGGUGCGCGACGACCCAGGCGAUUCUAUGACGACGGGUCAACGUUUCUUCCAACGCUGCGACGAGUUACUUGCUCAGGAUUCUCUAUUUCUUCGUCCAAGCAUACCAACCGUGAUCGGACUACUUCUUCUUGGAUCAACAUAUAAUGCACGAGGUGAAACCUCCAAGGGUUGGCUUUUCACAGGGUAUGCCCUCCGUAUGGUGUAUGACCUUGGUCUUCACAUUGACCCAAAGGGCCCUAAAUACACACUGGAAGAUAUGGAAAUACGACGGCGAGUGUUCUGGGGAGCAUUCAUCUGUGACAAGUUACAGAGUCUGUACCUAGGACGUCCUGUAGGAAUCGGACUCCGAGACUGCCAUGUUUCGCGGUGGUUCCUAGACGUCUAUGAGGAAGAAGAACUAUACUUGCCUUAUCUCGAUCCCAAGUUCCCACCUGCCUCCACUCCGAGUAUUCCACCACGUCUGCCGUCUCCUAUCCACUCUGUAACAACAUUUCAAUCAUUUUGCCUAUUGUCACGAAUUAUGACCAAGAUCAUUAAUCGUCUCUAUGUCGUGGGUGCUAAGCUAUCCCGUGCGCACAAAAGCUUGCAAGUCAUCGAUAAUACGCUCCAGGGGUGGAAGAGAAAUUUGCCCGAGAAAAUUGAUUACGAGCCAACAGUUGCCCUAUCACAGGAUGAGGGUGUGCCAAUUCGAUACCCUCCUCCAAACGUUCUAAAUUUGCAUGGUAUUUAUUAUUCGCUGAUAAUUCUUCUCCAUCGACCAUUUAUCGCCGAUGGCCAUUUACGAUCAACAGGGACACCUGCGUCAUCUUGGGAGAGAUGCACAACUGCAGCUCGGUGUAUCACGAGCAUUGCAUUGGCGUACAAAGCUGCUUACAGGCUCGAGGCAGCCCCCUACCUGCUAAGUUAUGCUUUAUAUGUUGCCUGCACCAUUCACGUCCGUAAUGCGGCCGCCGGUACAAACGGCACCGGCCAGGAGUAUUUCUUCUUAAUGGAGAGCCUUCAGUGCUUAGAUGAUAUAUCACAGGCAAACCCCGGGGUCAGAACACCAGCCAAUAUCAUCAGACGCUUGAUGGCGGCGACUCGCUUAGACAGGAUUGAUACUGGUAUACAAAACACGUCGAGUAUCGAUUUCCAUCUCUCCUCAAUCGAUCUGGAUGCAAUUCUAAAUAUGUUCCCGUCAAAGGAUCCUAAUGAUGCAAUCGAUCACAACACUAGUACCUCCAUGAAUAUGUUUGAACAAUUUGUUGCGGUUGAUCCGUUAUUCGGGUUGAUGAACGCUCGGCUGCACACCCCUUCAGAUGUGGCGGAUUUCGCCUCCUUGGAUGGUUCAAAUACAAUACCCGAAGUAUAG